GGAUGUAUGACCAGGUGAUAUUCACAUGUGAACUCUUGCACCACAGAACUGUGGGCAGCCAAAUCGAGGAGACACGGCGCACUUGGGAGGAGCGGUGCUCUUGGUUUCCGGCUGCCCAAAGGAAUUUGGCAGCAAGGUGUUCCGAAAUUUACAAGGAGAGUCUUGAAAAGUAUGGCAACGAUUACUACGAGUUCUAUGCAAAUAGGAAUCGUUUGAGGGAAGAACACAGAGUUAAUACGAAGUCUUAUAAACGUCGGGAAAGAAGAAGGUCCCACAGGCCAAUGGACCAUUUAAAAGAAUAUAGGGUGUCGCCAACUUCAAACGGGGAAUACGGAAGUGUUCGGCCAAUGCGACUCCUUCAAUGGCUUUAGAAAACUGAACGCAUAAAAUUUAAAGUUUGGAAAAAUAGUAUGAUAGUAUGCCGUACAAAUAAACAUGUAACUAACCUUAUGGAUGUAAGAUGUAUUGACCUUAAAUAAAACAAACUGUAGAAAAGAAAAAUAAUAA
Messenger RNA from Drosophila simulans, 507 nucleotides. RefSeq lists its product as uncharacterized. The transcript has a single exon. NCBI's taxonomy places the organism in Eukaryota, Metazoa, Arthropoda, Insecta, Diptera, Drosophilidae. The coding region runs from base 3 to 371 and encodes 122 amino acids. The record is from RefSeq and is a predicted model, not a curated record.